AUGGCAGACGCGCACCCUCGGCGACAUGAGAGACGCUCCCUGGGUUCAAAAUCAUCACCCAAUGCCGGUGGCACUAUUCCUCCAGAACUGACGAUUCACAUCUUGACUGCCGACAUUUUACUUGUAUUGUCGAUAUGUUCUGCAAAGUAUUGGCUUUUGGCUCGUGGAGUGGGCUCGUUGUGGCUCUCUAUCAACGUCCUUGCUGGUGCCGGUUUGGGCGCUGUCGUUCUUCUUGCUUUGAGGGAACGAGUAGCGGUUAGAGGUCUAUUUCCAUGGAAGACGGUUGGCCUCGCUGGCGGUCUCGUGUUUAUGCAGCAAAUUGCGCUCUUUUAUAGUCUAAAGAGACUCGAGGCUUCACGGGUCCUAUUUGUUGCACCAUUCAUCUCGUCGGUCGUCCUUCAAUUCACCAGAACUCACUCUGCGCGGAUUCUUGUUCUAACCGCCAUUUCCGUCAUAAUAGCGGCCACUAUUGACGUUCUCACAUCCGGAAACGACACAGCGACCGACUUGAAAGCCUACCUCGGCCUUGCGGUUUAUGGAUCUCUCACUUCGAUUUCGACAUAUAUUGAAGGUCACCUUGCGCCUUCAUUCGAAUCUCCAUCUGUUGGACGAUUAAUCGCCAUUCUUUGCGCCGCAAUCAUGACCAUCCCAAUCCACCUGCUUGGCCGAACCAUCGGGCUACUUCCGCCAUACCCAUACGUUCCCUUGCUGGCACUCACUCCGCUUCCUCUUCUUGCCUUUGUGCUUCACUAUUACCAUCCACAUAUGAUCUCCAAGGGCACCAUUCACUCGCAACGCACCGUUUUCCAGUUGACGUAUAUCCCUACCGCUGCCAUCACGUGCAUCGUUACUCCUCUAUUCUCGCGCACCCUCUCGGUCGCAGAAGUCCCGCUGGCACUUCUCUUCUACUACACCCAGCGGCCGCCUGCGCCUCGUGCGCCAGGUAGUGCUGGCAUGGGCAAGUCUGCCAGCGAGCCCUUUUUCCGGCUCCUUCAGAGUUAUCUCAACACUAUAUUAUCCAAUCAGGAGAGCAGAAAGAUCUUCUACUUUCUCUUGGUCAACUUGGCGUACAUGCUCGUCCAGAUGCUGUAUGGAGUUUGGACGAACAGCUUGGGUCUUAUCUCCGACGCUAUCCAUAUGGCGUUUGACUGCAUGGCCAUCGCGAUGGGUCUCUUCGCUUCGGUAAUGGCAACGUGGAAGCCAAAUGAGCGAUUUACGUAUGGGUACUCUCGAAUCGAGACCCUCUCCGGUUUUGCAAACGGAAUCUUUCUCAUCCUCAUCUCCUUGUUCAUCAUUGUCGAGGCAAUUCAGCGAUUGCUUGACCCGCCACAAAUGAACACGAGACAACUGUUGCUUGUGAGCACGGGUGGAUUAGCGGUCAACCUCUUCGGCAUGUUUGCGAUGGGAGGGCACCAUCAUCACGGACACUCACAUUCGCAUGGAGGACACUCGCAUGGUGGUUCGUCUGCAGCGCACGACAGUCAUUCUCAUGAGUCUCCACAUGGCCACUCUCAUGACUCUCCGCAUGGCCACUCUCAUGACUCGUCAUCGCAUGGUCACUCUCAUGCAGAGGAACAAUGCAGUGAUAGCGAGCAUCAUCACUCUCAUUCGCAUGGCCAUUCGCAUGGCAGCCCGCAAGAAGAAACCUUUCAAUUCCAUACGCACGACCACGAAGAGUCGCAUAGUCACUCUCAUUCGCACUCUCACGAGGACCACGGCCAUUCCCAUCUACAUUUCCGGCCCAACGCUCCUGGUUCGCACUCUGUGGAUACACCGGAUAUCCGACUCGAGUCGCCCAAAGGCGGACAGUUUCGCGUGUUCGAUUCGUCUGGUCCUAAUUCAUCGUUGCCCAUCACGCCUAUUACACCAGCCUCGCUGCCUUUCUCGCCGCUUACCCCCUCCUAUUCGUUCACCCACGACCCACAUCUUCAAGCCCAUCACCCAGAGGCACACUCGCAUGAUCAUUCACACUCGCACGAAGGCCAUUCGCACAACAUGCGCGGUGUGUUCCUCCACGUAAUGGCCGAUACAUUGGGUUCGGUUGGUGUCAUCAUCUCGACUAUCCUGAUCAAAAUUUAUGGAUGGACUGGGUUUGAUCCCAUUGCGUCCAUGUUCAUCGCUAUCCUCAUCGCCGUCAGUGUUUUCCCCUUGGUGAUGGACACAGGCAAGGUGCUUGCGCUCGACUUGGACGGAAAGGAGACGGAUGUCGAGAGGGCUCUAAGAGAAUUGUCUGGUAUCCACGGCGUGCAAAGUUAUACCCAAGCUCAAUUCUGGCCUCUGGAACAAAGCAAGUUGGUCGGAUCGAUUCAUAUACAGAUCACACCCGGUCUCGUUGGUGGAACAAUGCAAGGGAAUGGAGAGCACUACCAUGGGCUGUCCAAAUUAGAUAGAGUGCGAGAGGAAGUUGAGCACAUUCUCAAAUCGCGCAUCAAGGGAUUGGAUGAGUUGGUUAUCCAACUAGAUGGAUAA
Molecule: messenger RNA, 2469 nt
Organism: Serendipita indica DSM 11827
Lineage: Eukaryota; Fungi; Basidiomycota; Agaricomycetes; Sebacinales; Serendipitaceae
Source: the annotation of a GenBank genome assembly